Haliotis rufescens (red abalone) is the source of this 4705-nucleotide messenger RNA. RefSeq names its product ADP-ribosylation factor 3-like. The transcript is spliced from 5 exons. Gene Ontology annotation, biological process: intracellular protein transport; vesicle-mediated transport. Gene Ontology annotation, cellular component: cytoplasm; plasma membrane. NCBI's taxonomy places the organism in Eukaryota, Metazoa, Mollusca, Gastropoda, Lepetellida, Haliotidae. The record is from RefSeq and is a predicted model, not a curated record. Gene Ontology annotation, molecular function: GTP binding; GTPase activity. Bases 204 to 899 code for a protein of 231 amino acids.
CGGAAAUCGGGUCAUCACUGUUUGGAUUGCAUGCGCUCUUGAAAGCUCCGUACGAUAGAGGGGAUGUGUAGAGCUGCAAUGCCAUCUCGGGAAUAAGUCGAUCUAGUGGUCAGUUUGGAGUACAAGUGACCAUUCGGACGUUCAAUACCUUUAAAAAGAUGUGAUGGAAUAUUGUGUGUGAAAGCUGAGGAGCUUGGAUCAGAAUGGGUCAUCUCUGGACCCGUCUCUUCAGGCAUCGGGAUGUACGCAUUCUCCUGCUAGGGCUUGACUGUGCAGGUAAAACCACAAUCCUGUACAAGCUGAAGCUGGAUGAGCUGGUGACGACCAUUCCUACAAUAGGUUUCAAUGUGGAGACAAUACAGUACCGGGACAUCAACUUCACCGCCUGGGAUAUCGGCAGCAGAGACAAAAUCCGUCCAUUGUUUCGCCACUAUUACAAGGGCACCGAUGCUGUGGUGUUUGUGAUAGACAGCCAUGACCGGGAACGUCUGGACGAACUCAACUAUGAUGUCAUCAAGCCAGCCAUAGCGGCAGACGAACUUUCCAACGCGGUGUUCUUGUUUCUGGCCAACAAGAUGGACUUGGAGAACACCAUGUCAGUCGAUGAAAUAUCAGACAAACUUGGACUAAAAAAUCUUCGACAUCCUUGGAACAUAAUGCCAGUGAGUGCAGUGAAAGGUGACGGUUUGUACCCGGCCUUGGAUUGGCUGGCAUGUAAACUAGGCUCUGCCCAGGCCCGUAAAGCUCUGGCCACGCCCAUGCCUCCGCCCGAGGUCGCCACCCCCGAGGGCACGGAAACUCUAGAGCAUGGGAUGGACUACUGUUCACGGGCGUACAGUGCUAUUAAGUGCCUAUUUCUAAGGACAAAUCGGGCUGAGGGGGGUCGGGAGUCACCGUGACAGAGUCAGAGAACCCUUGUGGGUGAGUCUCUGUAAGACAAUGGGGGCUGUGAUGCCUUCACUACUUUCAGCCCUGGAGAGUCUGUGUGCAGCAGACCUACUGACAUUGUACAGUUUUGUGUGCAUCUCAUGAACAGUGUGUCUUUUCACAGACUUCGAGGCAAGGAGGAUUGUAAAAACCUUUCACAGAAUUGGUCAUGGAUAUAACAAUUGAUCAAAGAUUAUUGGGAUUGUCUGUUGGAGCGUCUAGUUAUCCAAUUAACUCUACACCCAUCUAAACAUGCAUUUCUCGAAACCAGGUCCUGUUCCACAAAGUGAUCGUGAUUCUGCGACUGUCAUAAGUCAGGUUAAAGUUUUGGAAUUACAAUCAUCUUAGCGCAAAGAUCGCUUUCUGGAAUGGGCCCAGGGCUCCCUUGCUCAAUGUUAUGCCUUACCACAGAUAUAGGAUAGUCUUUGCUUGUGCUCAUUGCUCUGACCUGGUAGGCAGGUCCAGACAGAGCCUAGUUCUGACCCUUCUCCUGGCCUAAAUCAUAAUGCAUUUUAGACAGAGAGCAUGCAAUGUUUAUCUAUUUUCUAUAAUAUCCGUAUAUUGGACAAUAUUCGCAAUACUUUGGACGAUGGCUCAUCAGUGAGUGAACACACUGACGCCAACAGAAUGAAACCGAUCUGGGUGUGGAUGAUUGGGAACAAAGGAAUAUACUGACCAACAAAAGAAACACAACACUCACUACUACAAGAAAAUUCCAUAUGAACCGGAUUGACCAGCACAUGACGAUGUUUUUAACUGAACAUGUUAACAUGGUGUGUAUUUUCUUCAGCAAACUGGACCGGGUUGGUAGCCUCGUGGUUAAAGUGUUUGCUCAUCAUGCCAAUAGGAAGGGUUCGAUUCCCCACAUCAGUACAAUGUGUGAUGUCCAUUUCUGGUGUCCUCGCCAUGAUAUUGCUGAAAUAUUGUUGGAAUAUUGUUAAAUGUGGCAUAAAAGAGUGCUCACUUCCUCUCCAACAAAAAGAUAAUCCUAGCAGCCUGUGGUGUGGUGUUGUACACCUUGGCUGUAGCAGGAUCUGCUGAUCUUUGCUUAGUGAACUAUGUUUGUUGUUUCCCAAAGUUUAAAACAUCUUAACGAAAAAUCCUCCCUUUCCUCCCACAUCAAACCGACAUACAGUGCUACAAUGGUUUGUAAGGCACUACUCAGUGUGGCACAACCCACAAAUGAAGGUAAUUUUUUCACACAAAAUUGUCUUUCAUUAAUAUGCCUCAAAUACCAAACUGAUCAUUUGAAAUUAACAAAUUUUAUUAUAAAUAAUUUGAAUAUUUAAAAUGUAUCACAGCACAGAGAGCAUGGCAGACAUAACCAGUGCUGCUCUGUCAGAAAUGUACGACCGAGGGGUGAAGGUCAAGCAGUUUUUCGGCCACUGGGACGUUUGACCUUUAAGAAAAUUGUGCUUUCCUUUUCUGUUCCAGUGUACGAUAUUCCAUGCAGACUCUAUAUUUGUAAAUCUGACUGCAUGACAAACAAAUUCAGUUUAAACUGAAAAGAGUAUAUAUGUAUAUACUUCCUUAAUUUACUGUUCAUACCGAUAGCUGAAAUAUUGUUCAAAGUGACUUGAAACCAACUCUCACAAAGCCUGAACCACAGUGCUGAUAUUUUAUGAAUGCUUCAUUCAGAUAUUUUAUGAGCGCUUCAUUAAGAUAUUUUAUGAGCGCUUCAUAAAGAUAUUUUAUGAGCGCUUCAGUCAGAAUGUAUAUUUGCUACAGGUGUGUUACCAUCUGAAGAUGUCUUUGAUAUUCUGAUGAGGCACAUGAUUGCAGUCAUCAGUGGUGCUACAUCUGCAGCGAAGUUACGAUGCCUUGUCAUAUGUGAUACAGAUUUAUUUAACACAAUGUAUGAACAAUAAUCUGUGUGACUCUUCUGACGUAUAUUUCAUGCCGUGUCUAAUUCAAAUGUUACAAAUGUUUUAUUUGGGAUAACACUUUCUUAGGAAAGUAGAAAGAUUCUAGCAUUUUUGUGACAUCAACAUUAGAAAAAUAAAAUAAAUCAAACCUACAAAUUGAUCCCUUUUACAUUUUGUUGUAUGAAGGUCAAAGUUUAAAGGUCAAUGAUAAAGAGUCCCUUUACUCAAGGUCAUUGUACCGAUUGACUUCAUUAACAAUGAUAGAUCAUCGGAAUGUUCACCUUGCAUGUGAUUAUUAUUAUUAUUAUUAUUAUUAUUAUUAUUAUUAUUAUUAUUAUUUCACUUUCCAUGUAAAUCAGAAUGUAGUCUACAUAGUUUUAAUAAACAUUUUUCAUUUAUCAUGACUACGUGAUCACUGUUGCUGUUGGCAAAUGCUACUUAAAAUGUAAAAACACUUUUAGAGCCAGAUCUGGUUUUUUUCUUGCUGUAAGAAAUUCGCUUCAAAUUAUUAUCCUUAUGUACUUCAUCUGUUAACUCACAUUAAGUUAACCCUCCCAACAAAUUUGUUUUUGAAUGUUUGUGUAAAACAAAAUGUGAAGAAUUGGACUGGCCUUAUAAAAACCUUUUGCAGUAGAACAUUGUUUAGAUGUAUAUUUUUUCAUAUCUUCAAGCUUUAAAUCACUGUCACCAUUGUAAAUGCCAUUGUAAAUUAUUUCUUAUUUUGUACCUUGUUUAUCAAAUUUAUAUUGAUAAUUAUGAGUUUUAGGUUAGUUCAAACCUUAAUAUGUAUAGCCAACCUUUUUUCUGAAGUUUAUAAUUUUAUAGAUUUUUAUGAGACAGGUUAUCAAUAGUAUUUUACAAUUUGAUGCCUCUUGGUGCUUAUAUUUACAUAUUUGCAAGUUGUGUAACUAGUGGAUUGAAAUUGUGUUUACCUGUCAAAGUUUGUCAGUUAUUGUUUAGCAGGAGUUGGAAAAAAUGCGUAUGUAAUGUUUUAAAAAUGUAAACUGUCUUUGGUAUUCACAAAUGUAACUUGAUGCAAAUCCAGCUUUUUGUUUAUUUUCUACAUAAACACAAUUCCCAGACUUAUGUUGAUCUCAGAUGUUUGGUUCCGCUAAUUCCAUGUUUACAUAUUAAUCAAUUUUGAAACAUUUAUGAGAAAACAACAUUGACAACACCAGUCAGAUGAAUAUAUACAAAAUGCCAGUCAUCCUCGGUCAUUCAGGGUACUGUAUCUCCAUCCUUUAAUGAUGAAUGCCCUGGACCCAUUGCUGCAUUUGAAAUGACACCUCCCUACAAUGAUCUCUCUACUCAGUACCUUCCUCAUAAGUUUAUUUGCAUAUACACAUACCACCUACGACUCGACCUUCGUUAAACCGCUGAUCAUCUAUAACGCUUAUCAAUUGUUUGGACCCCGAAGGUAGCGUUGUAACGAGGGAUCACUGUAUUUAAUAUUCUACAUACAGUCAAGUCCCGUUAAUACAACAUGGUUGUUCGCAUAUGAUUAUGUCUGCUUAAUGAGUAUCAGAUAAAUGAAAUUAACCUUAUCAACGUUCGUGAUACAAAAUCUAACAACUACAUGAUAGAUAAUGAUACAAACAUGUUGUGAUAAAAAAAUGAAAAUGAAAUAUUCAUAUUGUUUUGUUACAUUGUUACGAUUGUUUUUAGAUUGAGGUAAUCUAAGCAUGUGAUUUCUUAAAAUCCUGUUUUGUUUAUUUAAAGUAUUAAUUGUUUAUUGUUAAACAAGUUUAUGUCUGCAGCGAUUGUUAUAUGCAGCUACUAGCUGACUCGUCUCGCAUCCAAGAUUUCGGGGUAGAAUAGGUCUUCAGCAACCCAUGCUUGCCGUAAAAGGCGACUAUGCUCGUCGUAAAAGGCGACUCACGGGAUCGGGUGGUCAGGCUCGCUGACUUGGUUGA